AUGGGUCGCUUCACGACGUGGUUGCAUCUCGAGUCGGCCGUGGGCCUCCUCUAUGUACUGCUCUCGCUGGCUUGCUGCGUCUACUACACGCGUUUACUCAAGCCCACCUUUGCCAACGACCUUUGGUGGGCCGGCUACAACGUGUCGGGCUACCAAGCUUUUCUCAUCGAUCUCGUCAACCAGUUUCUCAUGACACAAGCCAACGGUACACUGGACGUACUCUUUGCGUCGGCCAUGGUGCCCAAGACGUACGCGACCAUCGAUGCGUUCACGAGCAUCUACACGCCCUACAUGCACGGCGUUUGCUCCUCGGCGAGCUCACGUCCAUCGAGUACGCCGUGCCAAAGCUUCCACUGCUGGGUCGACUUUAACAAAACGUUCGAGAUGGCCCACACGGAGCGUCGGCAAGAGCGCUGUGAGCGCAACUAUAGAACCAACGCGGCCGUGUACCUCGAAGCCAUUCUGCGCAACCAAAACUGGGACGCGUACUUGGCGCUCUGGGCUGGGAAUGGUCUUCGCUUCAACGUGGCGAUCCAGCGCGGCCUUCAAGAAACCAUCGCAGGUCGCUCGUUUCUAUCGCAAAUGGCAACGGCGGCCAACACAACGUCGGUGGCCGACGAACUAACCUACUGGCGGUCGUACAACUUGUCGAUCUUUGAGCUGCAGUGGCAGAGUCGGUGGCAACCCGGCGUCUCUGAGACAAUCAUCGUCUCGAACGCCCUCGGAAUGCAAGAAAAUUUUACGCUGAAAGCGCUCGACCAAGUCACAGGUCCAUGGUCGUCCCAGAGCCUCUUCUGGAUGCCACUCAACGACUUGUACAACGGCAUGACGCUGAACCGGAGCUUGAUCCGGGGUUCAAGUCGCCACUUCGCCACCAACAUCAGCGCAGCCUUGCCCGCCAUCAACUUGGAGACGUAUCGGGGCAUGGCCGACAGCCGUGGCAACCUCGUCGGGAAAGCAUGGGUUUUUCAUACCUUUAUCGGUCCUUACCUCAGCAUUGACAUUCGCUACAAGCUGCGGCCAUCGCCACUUGUUGCUGCGUACAACCGGUUCCAAGACGUUGUCUUAGAGCAUCUCGCAACGUCGGCAGCAAGGUUUGAAUCGUUUGCCAGUCUUCCGUCUGUGGUUUUGACGCCGACGCCGUCGCGCUGGAAGAGCAACUAUACGUUUUACGGAGGUGACCCGAUGUGCGUCCUUGGUUCUGGUACAUCGUACGUGCAGCAGUCGUUUGAUUUUUACGACGACUGCUCGCAAAAGACACCGCUCAGUGUCCAGCCACCGCCCAUGUCUCUGCUCUUUGCUCUGCCGGCAACUUCUACAACCUCAAGUGCUGCGUUCUCCAUGGAUGUCAUCUGCACACUGUCCAUAGCCCCUAACCCUUGCACAGCAGCACUCUCUGCAGCUUCCAACUGGCUGAAAGAGCUACCUAUUCCACUUGACGUCUCGUCGACGCUCGAGUCACUGCCACCGAUGCUGCAGGCCACCGACACCAGUUUUAUGCAAUUUGACAAAGCUUCCAAUGGCUCGUGGCUGCUCUUGCAACAGCCGCUGCUCGGCUCACUGGACGACCCUUGGACGUUCUAUGGCUGGUGCUUCGCAGCCGACUGGGCCACCGGACUCCGACAAGCCGCUUCGUUUGAAGGCGACGUCUCCUCGAUCGUCCUUCUCUCCAACGCGUACACAAGUCAGCACUAUAUCACGAGCGGUCAGCCGCUUGAGACGGCCACCAAAAUGAUCUACUACCUCGUACUCGCGAGCACCAUUUGUCUCGUCGGUGUCGGCGGCCUCGCCUUGCUCUACACCUUCUACAGUCACUUUGACAUCACGGGCCGCAAUCUGCUGUGCUUCAACCGGCUCGUGGGCUCAGUCUGGGCCGGCCGCCAGCUCAUGUUGAUGCGCGGGAUCAGCGCCAUCUUGAUCUUAAGCACGGCGCAGCCAAAGCUGGUGACCCAAUUCGGCUACAGCCGUCUAGUCGACGAAGCGCGCUCCUUCUGGGCGACGGGAUUGCUGGCGGGCGAGGCCACAUGGCUUUCGUACAGUCUGCACGAGUAUCUCGUGAUUGCGCUGCCAAAACCGUUUACGCGGCUGUACGGUCCGUGGACAAAUGCGCUGGCGUGGCUCACGAUUCUUGUUUUGAGCUUGGUGUCGCCCGUCGGCAUUGCCAUGAACCUGAGUCGAACGUGCGUCGGUAACGAUAUGGACUAUGGCCUUCUUUGCACCGCCGGCGCCAUCUCGAUUGGCAGUCUCAACCGCCUCGUGCUUCUUUGCAGUCUCCAAGUCGGUAUCGUUGUCGCUUCCAUUGGGCUUGGCUGCGGCGUCCGCCGCCUGUGCGGCGCUGAGAAAGACGACGAUGACGAAGAGGAGGAAGAACAAGAGAGCUUGCUCGUGUCGGGGCUGGCCGAGGCCUUUAUCACCGCCGACCCGCGCUGCGACGCCGGUCGUGUCUAUGACCCUGUGACGUGCGUUCUCUGCGGGCUCCUCCCUCUCUCGUACAAUGGCCAUCGGUAUAUCUUUGACCUCAAGCUGUGGAGCUUGCUUCCGGAUACGAUCUCAACCCACGUGGCGCGGGCCGCCCCUGAGGCGUCCCUCGUCGCGACGCAGUCGCACAUCACGAGCACCGCUUUCUCCGUGCCGUCGAUGGACCUUAUUCGCGUGGCCUCGGGCCGCCGCCGGCUUCGGACGCUAUUGGCCGCGUUUGGCUUGCUCUACAUGAGCGCUUCGAUCACCGGCUCGGUCUUGUACUUCGAAGUGUGCAAAGUCAACUUGGACAACGACUUGUACUGGGCAACGUUCAACGUCACGGGCGCCCACACGUUUUUUGCGAAUUGGCUCAACGAGCAGCUCAUUUUGCGCGCCACAGCGCAGAACAUUGUCCUCAACGAUCCGAGCAUCAACCUCCUCGGCUCCUAUGCAACACCGACAGCGUUCGUCUCGACCGUCAACAACUAUGGUGCCUGGCUUCAGCACAACGAACUCAGUGCGAUCGAAGCCUCGAUUGCGGGUCUUCGCGUCUCGGAUGCGUGCAACGCGCCCUGGAUCUUUACGCCGUACUGCUACCUCGACUGGAAGAAGCGAUGGUCAAUGGCCUACUCCAACCAGCGCCAACUGCGGUGUCAGAAGAUGGAGGAAAAUGCUGCCGUGUACCUCGAGUCGGUGCUGCGCAACAUUGACUAUGCAACCUUUGCGUAUUUCGUCCGACGGUCAAGCCUGGCUGCAUUCAAUGGCUACGGAGCGACUGCCGCUGCAAGAUGA
Saprolegnia diclina VS20 is the source of this 3252-nucleotide messenger RNA. RefSeq lists its product as hypothetical. The transcript has 3 exons. The record is from RefSeq and is a predicted model, not a curated record. The coding region runs from base 1 to 3252 and encodes 1083 amino acids. Lineage: Eukaryota; Oomycota; Saprolegniomycetes; Saprolegniales; Saprolegniaceae.